UUCUCUCGAAUUAAAAAGCACUUCGCGGUGCUCUGUUAAAACACUAAAAAUUUCCGACUCAAACGAAAACCAAAACCGCCCUUACGUUGACUGAAGCUGAUAAGAUUUUAUUCGUAAUUGCUCAAAACGUUCGAAAAGCUGUUUGAAAUUGGUCAUCCAAAAUUGAACUUAUAGUUUAUGGACGUAGGUGGCGCUACUUGCGAAUAAUACACGAAACGCAUGCAGCUCACUUGCAUGAGAAAGUUAGUAACCGUCAUGCGCUAGUCGGGACAGUUUGAUGUAUGUCAUACAAGUCGAAAUUACAUACAUACAUACAUUUCGUAAAAACUUAGGUACUGCUCCGGUAACUUGUUGUUUGUGCUGCGCGGUCAUGGAGGCAUAUGCUUUGAACCAGAAUCCAAUAAGCCGUGCUGUUGACCGCAUUGAAAUUCAGGAAAACCUGCUAGACUCUUUCAUUUUUCCAAACAUCAACAAGAGCUUCGGCGAUACUGCGUGCCAACCAUAAUUUUAAAACGAUAUGAAACACAUUCCUUGCCACUGCCCAGUACUAAACUCAGAGUAUCAAGAUGGUGAGCAGGCUGCGAUUGGAGUUCAGAAAAUACUACAAAAACAGAAGGAAACUAAGAUGUAUUCUAAAGGAAACUCAGCGGACGCUUGACGCCAUUGCUGCUGAAAAUUUCUUUCCAGAUGAAAACGUGAGCACAGACUUGCUAACGCCGUUGACAUUGGAAAGGAUUACUCACAUUCUUGAAGACUCGCCAGCAAUAGUAAUAAUGGGUCAAGAUACAAAGACAAAAGCGUGCCUAGUGAACAUGUUAUUAUCGUCUGACAUUUUACCAACUUGUAACGGCUCAUGGAGAUGGAUAAAGAUCAGCUACGGAGAGACGAAUCACGUCAGUCUGACGCUGAACCUGGAAUACGAGGUGGUGGAGAGGCUUCACUGCAACGAAAAAACGUGGACUACUCUUCCCGUCGAAGAUCUAACACGAAGCGAGAACGACGACAUCAAUUGCCCAGCUGUCCUUGAAGUGAAAGUGGACAAGGUUGUGCUAAGAGACAAUGUACAAAUAUUUGUAACCCCUAAAGAUGGCGCCACUAAAGUGUUGUCAAAAGGAAUCCUGAAAGUCUUACCAAUAUUCUUUUACGCACUGGGAGAGCAUCCCCUGAGCCAAGAAAACUUGGAUGAAUUGAGAGACCUGAAAGAAACUUAUCCCGAUUACCCGGUUCUCUUUAUAUCCUCAGAAAUCAAUAUGUUAGUUAACGAUGCAGAUAUGGAAUUAACAGAAUCCGAACAACACCACCUCCAGGAAACCAUGUCCGAGAACAGGUCAACGUCCCUACAAGACAGAGAGGAGAUAAUCACGGAAAAAAUGAAUCUCCUUGGUCUUACAUGGUUGAAUCAAAUAGCUAGUCUGGGAUUCAUGCGAAUGGAGGAAUCUGUCGAGGUUGAUCAACUCUCCUGGCUCGUUGGAAGUAACUACAACAGCUCUAGUCAGUUCAUAAAUUCACAACAAAAGAUGGACCAAUUACUUCGAUUCACAGAGGAGUGCCUGCAGAAGUAUUUGGUGAACGCCAGCAACCUGUUGAACGGAGUCCAUACGACUAGUCUACGCAAAUUCAUACUGAGCGCUUUUGACAUGGCGAGAGAAUUGCAGAUAACGCCGCGUAGGAUACAAUACGCGCGACAAAAGGAGAAUGAGUUGUACAGCAGUUUGAUGAAGUUGGUUAGCGAGAAGCAGGAGGAGGUUACCGAACUGAUACAAAACAUUAUUGACGAAAUGAAAACUGAUCUGAUCGAGGGGGAUCGCAAUUACCACAGCGAAAGUAUUAACCUGGAAAAUGACGACACGAGAGAAUGGUGCGACACCAUUCGUGCGGCGACGCUCAAAGUCCAAAGACUGCUGCUGAGCUCUCUGAGUGAACGAGUGGCCAAACAAUUAGUAACAUCUGUCGACUGCCUGCGAGAAACGUUCGUUGGAACAUUGCAGAGGUGUUUGCUGAGUCUCGAAAGGAGUUGCGAGCACGAGUCUAGUCUGUUGGCGAGCGACGCCCUCAAGCAGAUACUAUCGGCAGCGUACAACGUCGAGUUAACUGAUAAUUCCACGUCAAUGGUUCACUCGUUCCUAGAGAGAUUAAGGCAACUGGUCAAGUCCCUCCCACUUCCCUGGUCUUCGACACCAGUACUCGACGUUUCGUGGAGGAGAAGAGUAGCCGUUGACAUUCUAAACUCUCUAAAUUCAGCCCGGCUCUCUAAAGCCAUAGCAACGCAGUUCAGAGAAAAGGUGAAAUCCUCGCAUGACUCAUUUCAGUCAGCGCUUCGCUCUCUAGAAAGUCAUUACUCUGGUAAGCUUGAAAGAACGGAGGAACAGAGGGUCGCGAUAAGGAAAAUCCACGCCCCAAGACUGGCUAGACUUGCUCUAGAAUCUACAUCCAUGAGCGAUAUGGUGAGAUAUGGGAUACCACGUCAGGGUAAAGAGAUUGGCAGGGGUCAGUACGGUGUUGUGUUCUCCUGCGAUGAAUGGGGAGGGGCACCGGGUCCAUGUGCGGUGAAAUCGGUCGUACCACCUGACGACAAACACUGGAACGACUUGGCAAUGGAAUUUUACUACACAAGAUCGAUACCCGAUCACAAAAGGAUAGUAAAGCUGCGCGGUUCGGUUGUCGACGACUCGUAUGGCGGCGGUUGCGGACUCUCGCCAGCUGUGCUACUCGUUACAGACCGCCUGAGCCGAGACCUUUACUGCGGAAUAAAGGCAGGACUGUCAUGGCUUGAAAGAAUUCAGAUUGCAAUAGACGUCAUCGAGGGGAUAAGGUACCUUCAUUCCCAAGGACUAGUUCACCGCGAUAUCAAACUGAAGAACGUUUUAUUGGAUACAGACAACCGUGCCAAACUAACGGAUCUCGGCUUUUGCAUACCAGAAGCGAUGAUGUCUGGCAGUAUCGUCGGCACUCCAGUACACAUGGCGCCGGAACUAAUUUCAGGACAUUAUGACAGUAGCGUAGAUGUCUAUGCAUUCGGAGUCUUGUUCUGGUAUAUAUGUGCGGGAAAUGUACGACUCCCCUUUGCCUUCGAACAAUUUCACAACAAGGAACAGCUCUGGACAAGCGUUAGAAGAGGCUUGAGACCAGAAAGACUCGACCAUUUUGAUGACGAAUGUUGGACACUAAUGGAGCAAUGCUGGGCUGGCGAACCACCGCGAAGGCCAUUGUUAGGUGCUGUACUACCCGUCCUUGAGUCGAUACGAGAAAGAGCCGAACAAGAUGACGACUCUUCUGUGUCAGAUACUGGGCCAUGAACAAAAACAAAGCAUGGAGUGAAAUCUCAAUGAAGGACAACACCAAAUUACAUUCAUUUGCAUGUACAUUUACGCGUCAAAAUGUUCGAUGACUAGUGAAUAUAUAAAAGGGCAUAUCUGCGCAAGGAUACGUGUAGAAGUAUUGAAAGACAAGUAGUGAAAAAAGUUAAAAAGAAAAUGAACUUCUUGUAAAAAAAAAGAAACGAAUGAUUAAGUAUUUAUAAAUAUCAGUGAGAUAAUAAUAUAUCUUUGACAGAAAUUAUAUACCACUGAUAUCAUUAGAUUCUAACUAUUCUUGAGAAGAAAUAUCAAAACUAAUAAACAGUACUUAGGAAUUUAGCAGCUGAGGAUAGAUUGUAAUUUUUAUAAAUAUACGUAAAAACGUGUAAACCUAUGCAUCAUGUGAGAUUAUUUUUUAUUUAAUGUAAUUAUUAUUUUUUAGAACUACGUAGAAAUACUUUAAUAAACAUAUUUUUUAAUACUUUAAUCAAGGUGUAUCAAUGACUGCAUCAUUUACGCGAUGUUAUGCAUCAACAAUAUUUAUUAAAGUAUACAUAAAUAUUUGUAUGUGAUUAAGAAACUAGUCUAGUUUAAUAAAUCAUGAACGUCAUUGUUAUUAUCUUGAUUAUUGUAAUUAUUGCAACAGCUCUAAGUUGCUUUUAGCCUUUUCAAGCUCAUGGAGGAAUUUGUAAAAUUGUCCAAGUGUCAUUUCCGUAAAUAUAUUACUUCUUUCGCCGUUACCCUCGUCGACGAGUAAGCGUAGCUGGAGAAAUGUUUUUCCCAAUCUAUCAGAUUCGCUACUCGCUGCUGUCACUGUCAUAAUAAAAAAUAAGGCGCAUUUAUGACUGUAUUUUAUACAGUUAUCUUCAUUUAACAACUAUA
Messenger RNA from Neodiprion virginianus, 4178 nucleotides. RefSeq names its product dual serine/threonine and tyrosine protein kinase-like (gene Ripk5). Gene Ontology annotation, molecular function: protein kinase activity; ATP binding. The record is from RefSeq and is a predicted model, not a curated record. The transcript has 5 exons. The coding region runs from base 567 to 3296 and encodes 909 amino acids. Gene Ontology annotation, biological process: protein phosphorylation. Lineage: Eukaryota; Metazoa; Arthropoda; Insecta; Hymenoptera; Diprionidae.